This is a messenger RNA of Echinops telfairi (small Madagascar hedgehog), 1454 nucleotides long. It is a transcript of the gene LCN9, whose product is annotated as lipocalin 9. The record is from RefSeq and is a predicted model, not a curated record. Bases 198 to 1454 code for a protein of 418 amino acids. The transcript has 11 exons. Gene Ontology annotation, molecular function: small molecule binding; odorant binding. Lineage: Eukaryota; Metazoa; Chordata; Mammalia; Afrosoricida; Tenrecidae.
ACCACGCAGUGCCCAGUGCCCUGUGGGAUCUCUGGACCUGGCUGCCCACCUGCUCACCUGCAGUGGACACCUCUGCAGUGCAGCUGGACCCCAAGGCCAACCGUGGCAGCCAGCGAUCUUGACUGGGCUCCUGGAGAGGGGGGGCAGCAGGAAGGGGAUAAAGAUGAGGGCUGAGGGCCAGGCACCGCCCGCCCAGGAUGGUCCUGCUGCCCGUCCUGCUGAGCCUGGCGCUGCAUCCGGCUCCUGCCCUUCAAGACUUCGACCCUCAUGAGGUCGUGUACAGAAAUUACAGCUUGUCAAAGCUUGAGGGGUACUGGAACUCCAUCUCCAUGGCCUCCAAUACCCUGAGUCGCAUCCAGCCAAAUGGGGACUCACGGUUCUGCGUGCAGAGUCUGGAGAGCUUGCAAAACGGAAGCCUGCAGUUAAAUGUCCACUUCAGGUUGCUGGGGGUAUGCGAACGGAUAACGAUGCUGCUGCAGAGAACAGACCACGACGGCGUGUUCACCGUUGACUGUGAGGGGCCAGGCCCAGCCUGCCAUGAGGAGACCACCCUUGCUAUCCGUCCCAGGACGGUCCCGAAUCUGAGUCCCGCCUUCCUGAAGAGACUUAGACAAGCGUGCCAACGAUACGCACUUGGCAGCACAUCAUCACCCUGUCGUCAAAAGAGCCCUGCUGCUAAGAGGAACAGGGCGAUCCCAGUGACAACUGCCCCCCUGAACCCCUUCCCUUCACUCCGCUGGCCCAACACGGCAGCCCCGUACUGCACCGUGGGACAGAGCAAGAUAAGCAGCGUGUGGAACAGCCCAGAGCCUCCUCCCUCUCUUCCCGGCCUUUGUCCUCCCUCAAGGUUAUCAGCAGGGUCAGCCGUGGGUCCAGUGCCCCACCUCGCCAUGGCCUUCCUGCUGCUGACCGUGGGACUGAGCCUGCUCAGCGUGUCCCAAGUCCUGUCUGUGGACCCCCACUUUGAGCACAAAGGCCCUGAAAUCCCCACCGAGGAUGAGAAGCUGAUUGCAGGCAAGUGGUUCUCGGUGGCCUUGGCCUCCAGCGUGCCGGCUCGGAUCCAGCCAAAUGGGGACAUGAGGGUCUUCAUCCACACCAUCCAGGUGAACAGCAGUCACCUGCAGUUCCACCUGCACAAGAAGGAGAACGGUGUGUGCACACCCCUCAAGAUGAUAGCGCACAGGACCGAGCAGCCCUUCCAGUACAAGGUGGACUAUGAGGGCGACAACGUGGUCUACCUGGAGGAAGCUGACCCCAAGAACUUCCUGCUUCUCUGCACCCACAACUGGCGCGACGGGGAGGACAUGGUGUUGAUGGAGCUCUACAUGGUCAAAGCCAAGGUCAUCUGCUGCCCGCAGUCCAUCCCCUCCAUCCCAGGUCCAGGGCCCAAUGGCAACAGAGUCACCACUGCGGGCAGAGCCAAGAGUCUCCGAGAUGACCCCUCAGGGACCUGA